Daphnia carinata is the source of this 1285-nucleotide messenger RNA. Its product is annotated as aquaporin-9-like. The record is from RefSeq and is a predicted model, not a curated record. Lineage: Eukaryota; Metazoa; Arthropoda; Branchiopoda; Diplostraca; Daphniidae. The coding region runs from base 1 to 987 and encodes 328 amino acids. The transcript has 7 exons. Gene Ontology annotation, biological process: water transport; glycerol transmembrane transport. Gene Ontology annotation, molecular function: water channel activity; glycerol channel activity. Gene Ontology annotation, cellular component: basolateral plasma membrane; plasma membrane.
AUGGCGAACGAUAAACGAGAUGAAAACUCGUCUACUACUAAUUGCAAUUUCCCCAGUCUGAUUCGAGCCGUUUUGGCAGAGUUCAUUGGCACUUUUAUCCUCGUCACAAUUGGAAGUGGCAGCGUAGCUCAAUCGCAAUUGACUAAUGGCAAGAAAGGCGAUUACUUUACCAUCAACUGGGGAUGGGCUUUAGGUUGCUCGUUAGGAAUCUUCGUUUCGUCCAAAGCGUCAGGUGGUCACUUGAAUCCGGCCGUGACGAUGGCCCUGGCCGUGGCCAAAGAUUUCCCCUGGAAGAGGCUACCUGCCUAUUGGUUAGCGCAGUACUCUGGAGCUCUGGUUGCUUCCGGCACUGUUCUAGGCAUCUACUACGAAGCCAUAGUUAUAAGGAAAACCAACGGCGAGUUUCGAAUCAAUUCCAAUUCAUCCGAACCGGAACCGGGUUCGGCAGCCAUUUUCGCUAAUUAUCCAACCCCUUAUUCAUCUGUUGUUACCGGCCUAAUGGAAGAGAUUUUAUCGACCAUGAUCUUCAUGCUGAUCAUUUGCGUUGUGACCAACUCCAGAUAUUCAAAAGUGCCCAAUUUCUUGCAGCCGCUCUACAUCGGUUUCACCUUGCUGGCCAUCGGCGUUGCCUAUGGAUCUAACGGAGGCUACGCUCUUAACCCGGCUCGUGAUUUGGCUCCUCGUUUAGUCACGUAUUUCGGAGGAUGGGGAUCUCGCGUAUUUAGCUUCCGCGGCUACAAUUGGUUUUGGAUUUUCCUGGUCGGGCCACAUGUGGGAGCCCUUCUCGGCGUUGGCAUUUUUCAUUCCGUUUUCUUGCGGUUCGAACGACCAGCGGUCGGAACAGAUGGAACGGAUUCGCAACUGCCGAUGGUGGACUUCGAAUACGCAAUGACCAACGUAUCCGAUAACAAAUCAAACGUCAUCAAAGUGACAAGGAGGCAAAGCCACGAAGAAUACAUUGGAUGCAGCAUAGUCACGCCAAUGUGAAGCAGCCGCAAUAGCAGCAUCAUGUAUUUCUACUGCUUGUAAAGUACCUAAUAUUUAAUAUGAUUCAAUGAUAUUCAUUGGAUUUUUGCUCGUUCAAUCAUGUGGUGCUUGGUGUACCUUUAAGCUUGCAUGUGUGAGCCAGUUCAGUAUCAAAAUACUUAAGAUGCGUAACUAGUGAGACUCGUUCUCUUAGGUUGUCGUUACAGUCGUAGUAUCCCAAGUUAAAAAUUCGUGAUAUGAAUGUGCCACGUACAAUCAAUGUAAUGAGCAAUCAACUAAUGACUGACAUGUAGAUGAA